CGGAACUGUAGCUAGAACUUCGGGCGGCGAGCCCUGGAACCGGCGGUGUUUGGUUCUUGCCCCAUGGCAGCACUACUCUCGCCGAAGGCUUCACCUACAUCGACGGGGAGACGGCGCGCCAAAUGCGCCGCCCGGGAACGCUGCCCAACUCCGGGACGUCCGGCCAUCGUCCAACCGCCAUCGAGGACGGCUCAACGCCGUUGACCGUCCCGGGGGACAACUGCUCCUCCACAGGCGGUGGCAGACUGCAUUAUUCGAAUCAUUCUCUGCGCCGCACGCCCCAGCCACCCCAUCUACCCCCCCGCGACCCGGACAACACCUCGGAAAGGGCGCAGAACGACUCGAGGCUUCAGAACGGCAUACCUGGACACCAUCACGCGCCACCUCCGCUACCCUCGAGACACCAGUCGUCCUGCGGCCAAUCGUCCUACCCCACCCUGCCCAUGAACGGCCACGCGGCCCACCAGUACCAUCACUUUCCGCGCGAGAAGGACAGAUCGUCGGUUCGUGAGAGGAGUCGCGAUCGAGAUGUGCAAUCCGUCCCACAUCGGUCCGAGAAGCACCGAGAACUUCAGAUGGAGAUGGAGAUGCGAGACGGGAUGGAUAUGGAGAUAGGCACGUAUCGAGCGUAAGGAAGUGUAUGUAUGCGGGUGACAAGGUGAACUAAAGGGUUUCGGUAAUGCGCAUCGGAGGCCGAGUGAAUUGAAUCGAAGACUGAAAUAAUCGAAUAAGGUGGGGGAGGGCGGGGGGAGGGACUCUGACGGUUCACGCGUCUCCGUCCGACUCUCUCUUGCGUAAAUGAGACAUGGUGGAGGAGGGAAAGGAUGCAUUGCGCGAAGCAUUUGAUGAACAAUCGCCGGUACAAUCGCGAAUGGAAUUGGCGAACUCGCAGCUAAAUCAAAUUGAAGACUGAUUACGACGGGCGUACGGUGAACGACGUAAUAACUCGACGAGUAAGUUAAUGAUGAUAACAUUGGUACAUUCCAAUCAUCUGUCUGCCAGUCUUCGUUGGAAUCGGCGACCACGCAAAUUUCGAAUCAAAUUAUAAUCUUUUAUUGGUCGAUAGGAAUUUCUCUGAUUACGUCGUGUACAGGAACGGUGUUCACAAUGGGAAAUCUCCACGUUUAAUUUUAAAAUCGUGCCGAUGGAAAUUACGGAUCAACAGGAAGAAAUAUACAUAUAUAAAUAUAUAGAAAGACACAUCGAAGUUAUUUUAAUGAAAGCAAAGAUUCAUAUACCCGAAUGGGAAUAAGAAAACGUAAUAAGGAGAACAAAUCGUGCAUACGGAUCAAACGUUAAGGAUUAAUGAAGGCUUUGAAGGAAAUCCAUCGAAAGGGAUAAAAAUUCUGAUUAUUAUGAGAAUUGUGAGAAGGUAUCGAUACGUUUCGUUGGACGUGGGCAUCCGUUUUACAAUAGCGCAAUACGCGGACUAAGAGGGCUGUACCGUGAAAAAGGAACGAGAUUCGCAAAGCAAGAUGAAUCGGAUUGAAGGAGGUGGGCGAGUGAGAAGAGCCGCGUCAAAAGACCGAUGGAAGUAAGAACUGUGUUCGUUGCUCCACUAACGAUUUUUACGUGCGACAGCUAUAGAAUGAUCGUUUCCAUCAUGUGUUCGAGAGGCAUCGGUGACUUUGAAGAUCGCUGAAAGACGAAACCCGGAAGGAAGGCAAAAGAGGAAGAAAGAUCAAAGUUUCGGGCGGAACUUAUGCCUCGAUUAUACGGACUUGCAUGUCGUUUGUAAAGGUCAUUUUUAGAGAAAGAUGGAGCGAUAUCGAUCACGCUUCCACCGCCAUUUCUAUCGUUCACGAACGAUUCCGACAAUGAACGUUUGUGGGAAUUAUUAUUAUAUUGCACAAUUACGGUGAAUUUUCAAGCGCCUUAUGCGAGUAAUCUUGAGGACGUAAAAAAAUCGUAUUCAGAAUACUCUAUUGGGGAUUUCAAUGAUUCGUUGCGUCAUUUUAUUCCCAGCGUUUAUUAUGUAUAUGUAUUUAUUGGCGUGGUAUUAGAGAACUUUAUACUUGUAUCCGUAAUACCUUUUUGUAUUUUCUAUAUUAUUUAAAGGAAAAUUAUAUCUAAUGCUUUAUAUUCCCUUGGGGAUAAGUAAAUUUUUUGUCUCGAAGGAAGAUCGAGUAAUUGUAAAUUAUUGUAUAGAUAUUUUCUAAAAUUUAAUCGCAUAAAAAUGGGGAGGAAGGGAGGGGGGGAAAAGAAGAAAAAAAAUGGAAUUACAAAUUUGUAACGAGACACCUAUUUUCUGAGUACGAUUCAUAAUGAACGCUCACACGAACCUCCACGAUGUAACGUUAUAUUAAGUCGACCACUUAAUUAUACCUAAACCAUUGAAUAAAUUACUUAAUAAAAAAAAAAAAAAGAAAAAAAAAAGAAAGACGAUCUCAAGUUCGAUAACGUGUAGUUACACGAUAAUCUACGUGAUAAAAUCGAAGGAAUUUAUAAGCUCGAAAAUAAUCGUUCAACUGAAUAUUCUUCUGCCCUUCAUUGAAAUCUGGAACAUAAACUUUCUUCUACCGGGGAAGAACUUUCGUGAAACUAGAAUUUGAUCGUGAACUUAGAUUUCAACUAUUCAAGGUGACAACACAUUAUAUCGUCCUCUUUCAAAUCGUUACUUUAUUGUACUUAAAACGACCGCUCGAAACAAUUUUUUUAUUUAAAUAUUUAAGAUAUGUCUUUCAUUCGUAUUCAUUCGUUCAAGCUUGGACAUAUUGUUUAAAUAAGAUGAGUAUUUAAACUGUUAAGUAUUAUUUUCAAAUACUUAUAUUAAUUUCUUUUAAGUGGCAAAUUAUUUCAUUAUAAAUUAAAAUCGCUUUUUUCUUAUUUUUUAUUCGAAUAAAUAAUACAUUUUCUUUUAUAACAUAUCAAUUUAAUUAUUAAACUAAGUUAUCCAUUAUCCAGUAAUUUUAAUUUUGUUGUUUCUCCGCUGACAUAAUUUUGAUCGAAGAAUGUGAAAAAUUGGAUCACCAAAAUAAUAAAAAAAUAAAUAAACCGAUAAAAUUUGCAAUUUAUAAUCAAUUGAAUAAAUUAACAAAGGAUCAAUCUUCUAGUUGAGAGGUAAAGUAAAUGUGAUCGAGCGUUCACCGAAAGAUUCUUCGUUUUCCAGACAUCAAACGAUGAUACAUUUAAAAAAAAAAAAUCUACUAUAAAACUAUAAAAAUACUCUCGUUUACGGAAAACGAAACAUGUAUCAUAACAUGGUCUCAUCUAACAUAAAGUUAUACCUAUAUAUAUAUAUAUAUUCUAAACAAUCAAUUUUAGAAAUUUUAUUUUAAAAAUGAAUAUACGAACGCGUGACAUAAUAAUUCGCACAAUAUCCUCGAUCAUAAAUUAGGAAUAAAUUUAUAUAGUGUCUCGUCGAUGCAGAGGCAUAUCUUAUCCAAUGUCAAUAUCCAUAGAAUCGAAAUUAUUUAUCCUUCGAAUUUCUUUCGCAAAUCAAAAUACCAACCACGAUAAUAAACCCCUCUCUGUAUCAAAUUUUUGCUCUUCAAGUUUGCCGCGAUAUUUUCAACGAAAAAGGGAAAAAUAGUUGCGAAAAACGAUAAUAAUCAUAAAACGAUUUUUUUUCACGAGAACUGAUUGGAAAAACAUAAUAUCCAUUGCACGACAUCGGGUCCGCACUGUUAAACAACUAGAAGCAAAAACUUAUCAAAUUAUUGAAACGUAUAUUACAAUUUACGUGCGCUCUCCCGCGAUCGUUUUUCACCAAAUACGAAUUCGAUAUGGAUCGAGCUUGGAGCUCGAGAUUUCUGUUGUUACUCAUCAGAGCCAUGUACGUUUCGAAGUGUAGAGAUUUUGGUGGUCGUUUUCACCCUCCCCUCCACUCGGGUAGAUUUCGAUCCGAGUAUCCUCGAGAGAUAUCUCGAUGCAAAAUUAUUGUUCCACGCGUAUGGAACAAUUAUGGACCGCGAUGAGACGAGGCCGCAGGCAUCGAAAAAUGAUUGUAACAUACUCGAUGUAAAUAGAAUUCUUCGACUUUCUUCUCACACUUUCUGCUCUCGUCCAUUCGUUCCAGAAUCCAGAACUCGCUGUUUUUGCGGGUUGAAAGAAAAUAUCCGCGAUACACGUUGGAUCGUCUCAAAAGUUCUUUUCGUUAUUUACAUAUACGAUUUUGGCAAAAACAGAGAAACAUGAUUUUUCAUUUAUAUUUUAAGUCAGAUUCCUUCUGAUUUUUUAAGAAAAUAUCUUUAUAUAAGUAUAUAAAUAUCUUUUAUUAUAUAAUAUUUGAUGAUUUUUAGUAACAAAAAUUUGUUGGUAUAUUCGAGACCGAUGACGCAACGUAUCAUGUACAGAUUUCCUAUUUUAUGGCGGUUGAGGCGAAGAAUUUUUCAUAUUUUUCAUUAUGUACAACUAUUUUGAAUUUUGUUAUAUUUUUUGCCUGUGUUGAAUGGCAAUAAAUAAAAUCAAAAAUCAUUUUGGAAAAAUAGAAUAUAAUCCAGAAAGAUGGAAGUUUGAUACAAUUUGUAUAUAAAUGUCUGAAAUAAAACGUCUGUGUAUAAAAUUUUAUAAAUGACGAAAUAUCAUUGAAGUAUAUAAGUACGAUCCAUCUUGAUUCUAGAAAAAUGAAGAUCUAUAUAGAGAAAAAAAAAAAACGAAAAGAACUUUUUGGACUUAUAUCUCGAGAUUGUAAAUAACGUUUAUAUCGCUUACGAUUUCCUUGAUUGUAAGACGUGUAUAUAUAUUUUUCAUGUGAUUGAAAAGUUAGAUGAAGGGUUCAGAAGUCGAUCAAUGUAAAAUCACGUAAUCUGAAAGUUUAUUACUUAACUUAUUCAAAAAUUUUUUUAAAUCUUCGCUUGGCGAAUCAAUUAAAUUGAUUGUUGAAUUGAUUUGUUAAUCGAAAAUUUGAAUAAAAAGAUUUUUGAAUUAUAUAAAUCAUUUCUUCAACAGAAUACGAUUUAUACUGAUUAACUUCUGAAUUCUCUAGAUACAUAUGUAUCUCCUCAAGAAUUAAGGAAAACCAUUCGGGUAACCAAAUUUACGGGUAUUGCCUCACCUCGAGUUCAUCGCCGUUUCGAUAUUCAUUAAUUAUUAGAGAUUAUAUGACUAUAACGAUAUAAAUAGUUAUAUGUAUCAAUAUCCCUAUAGAACAGCAUCAGAGAUACUUUCGAUCUUCAGAAUCAACGGAUGGAAAAAGAGAAAAAGCGGAUUCAUAGCUCUGGUGGCUCGUUAUAAAAAAAUAACAGUGAGACGCCUUAAAUUCGUUUCUCGAUACCCAUAAAAAUCCUGUUUCAACCAACGGGAACAAUAUCUCUCUUUCGAUCGACUGGCCAAUGGUAUGGACAAUGGAUCCACGAUAUUCGAUAUUCUUUUUUGCAGCUCAAGUUUCUAAAAAAUUUUUUUCUCAUUCCAUUGUUAUACAGGAUAUCGAUAGAAGAAAGGUUACAAACUUUGAAACGAUGAUAAAAUUGAUGAUUGUGGAUUUUAUGCGA
This is a messenger RNA of Apis laboriosa (Himalayan honeybee), 5432 nucleotides long. RefSeq lists its product as uncharacterized. The transcript has a single exon. The record is from RefSeq and is a predicted model, not a curated record. The coding region runs from base 123 to 632 and encodes 169 amino acids. Lineage: Eukaryota; Metazoa; Arthropoda; Insecta; Hymenoptera; Apidae.